ACGAGAGAGUGCGCCUCCGAGCCAGCGGCUGACACUGAAAGCAAAAGGAAACACAACAAGCAAACUUCUUCAAGCUAACGGCGGACGCUUGUAAUUUUCGAGGAUGUUUUCACUCGGGGAGAAAAUGGAGUUUCUUAUAGGAAACCCAUUUUCAACGCCGGUCGGGCAGAGAAUCGAGCGAGCAACCGGUGGAUCCCUACAGUCCGAGGACUGGGGGCUUAACAUGGAGAUCUGCGAUAUCAUCAAUGAGAUGGACGAAGGGCCUAGAGAUGCAGUUAAAGCCAUUAAGAAGAGAAUAGUAGGAAACAAGAACUUCAGAGAGAUUAUGUUUGCUCUCACUGUUCUAGAGACCUGUGUCAAAAAUUGUGGCCAUCGUUUCCAUGUCUUGGUGGCCUCGCAGGAGUUCGUUGAGGGGGUUUUGGUUCGUUCUAUUCUGCCCAAAAAUAACCCACCCACUAUUCUCCAUGACCGGGUCCUCAGCCUCAUACAGUCAUGGGCUGAUGCGUUUCGGAGCUCUUCCUCCCUGUCGGGGGUGGUACAUGUAUACGAUGACCUCAGAAGACGAGGGCUGGAGUUCCCCAUGACAGACCUGGAUGCUCUGUCCCCCAUCCACACUCCAAAUAGGAGCAUCCCAGAAAAUGGAACUACUGAGAUUCCUCCUGUCACUGCUCCUGAAAAUGACACAACUACACAACUACAAGCUACUUCCAGUGCUUCCAGUCAGGAUACUUCACCUCCAUUUCAGCCCAGUGAAGGACCAGUCUCACUUUCUGCAGAACAGGAACAGAAGCUGCGAAGUGAACUUGAUCUGGUGAAGGGAAAUCUCAAAGUGAUGUCUGAAAUGCUAAAUGAGCUAAUUCCUGGACAGAGCCAACCAGAUGAUACACAGCUGCUACAGCAGCUGUUCUCUGUGUGUAAGAGCAUGCAGACUCGAGUGGUGGAGCUCAUUCCUCAGCUGGUUGAUGAAAGAUUUAUUGAAGAGCUGCUCGUGGUCAACGAUGACCUCAACAACGCCUUCAUUCGCUAUGAGAGGUUUGACAGACUGAACAAGGCACAGAUUCCUAAUGCACAUCAGAGUUCUACAACAAGUCCAAGCCUCAUCAACUUCAGCCCUGAGCCUCCCACUAUCACACAACCUGUUGUCAUAUCAACACCCAGUCAACCAGCCACCAGCACCUGUACCAAUCAACAGCAAUCAGCCAAUCACAAUGAAGAGGAGGAGUUUGACAUGUUUGCCCAAACCAGAGGCAGCUCCCUGGCUGACCAGAGGAAAAGUGUCAGGUAUGAGGACCCAGGAGCUGUGGAGGGCCUCGCCGGAGCUCUUGAUACCAGGCUGCAGGUCACAGGAGGGGGGUGUCAAAGCACAAUGCCGCCAGCGAAAAACUCUCUGCAGAAUGAUUUUGACAAAUGGUUAUCUUCUGAUAUGCAGGAAGAGCAGUCUUCAGUUUGUGAGGGAGUUUCCAGUGAAGAGUUUGAUAAGUUUCUGGAGGAUCGGGCGAAGGCGGCAGACUACAGCAGCCAGACAAUUCGCACCGUGCCAUCUUCCACACCCAGACCACCGCCACCACAAUCUAGUCAGCAACAGGAUAGGUCACAUGACCAGCUUUUCUCCCUCUGAGUGUGGGAAACGAGGAAAGAAUGGAGGUCAAUACAGUAACACGAUCAAAGUGAAAUAUACCAGGUCAGGUUUUUCUAAAGCGCGUGCACACAUACACACAUACACACAUACACACAUACAUACAUACAUUGAUACACGUGCAUAGAUAAAACCUGACACUACAGAACAGCUGACCAAUCAACUUAUUUCAUAAAUGCUGUAUUUCUCUGUUAAUUCUGCUGUUUAUUAUCUGUAUGUGCGUAAAUACAACUUUGUGACUAUUUAUAUGUAUUAUUAUAAUGUGAGAAAACAAACUGGAUGUUUAGUAUAAUGCAGAAAAUAUUUGAUAUUAUAUAAUCAUGUGCCUUUGAUCCCGAGAGCUGAUUUUGUGUAAAUGUAAAAUAAAUGGGGCAUUUGUCCCUAAAGAUG
Molecule: messenger RNA, 2026 nt
Organism: Archocentrus centrarchus (flier cichlid)
Lineage: Eukaryota; Metazoa; Chordata; Actinopteri; Cichliformes; Cichlidae
Product: target of Myb protein 1
Exons: 15
Coding region: 104-1618 (504 amino acids)
Biological process (GO): signal transduction
Cellular component (GO): membrane; endosome
Molecular function (GO): clathrin binding; ubiquitin binding; phosphatidylinositol binding
Source: RefSeq, a predicted model, not a curated record